GCAGUUCCUUUCGAUAUGCUUAGAAUAGGAAAAUAUCUCGGGCAUUUCCAGAAGCAUGCAUCUGAUUGACCGAUAGAAAUGUGUUUAUUGGUGGAAUGUGGUUUUCACUAGUCUCCAAUUACAUCCUUGGUGUGUCAGUUGGUGAGGUUUAUACGAGCUAUAUUGUCUUCCAGGGCAACCAAUCACAGCUCGCGGGUGGAAUUGGGCCACGGUCGCUCUGCGCAUGUCCGCUGUACCCAAUCACAAAAUUCUGGGUAAAUUUGAUGCACGCUGGCUGCUUGCUUGGGUUGUUUUCAAGAAUUUUUACGCCAUUGUGACCUAAAUUCCUCCACAGAAACUCACCAAACCAAGACGGAAAAGCUUGCAGUCCCGAGUUGAGAUUUUUCUGUGCUACCUAAUGACAUAACGGACACAAUUGAGAGGUUUCUUCGCCAAGCAACAUCGCGGGAAGUUGAGCUGUCGCCUUGCACGGCUUCUCUUGUUAGCAAUUAUGGCGGACGUCUCGGAUGAAAGUUAUCCUACUGAACCUCACAAGACUAAACACAAGAGAGACAGGAAUGAAAGAAGGGCAAGAGACAGAGCUAAUCGAUAUGGCGAUGGUAUGGACGGAACUUCAUCGUCCGCGAAGGAACGGAACAAUCCAGGUUUAGAUGAUAGCGGAGUCGCAAAUGACCUCGCAAGCACUGGCGAUCGGGUAGAAUCUGCGAGACGAGACAGAAGAGAAAGGCGGAAACCUAAAGAAGAGGUUGAAACACAUGCCAACGACGAGGCACCCGUAGAAGGGGCCACAGCAGCCACGGAAGAAACAUCGCCAAAGAAAAGCCUCAAGAAGGACAGAAAGAGCGAAAACAGCGCGCACAAGAGACAGGCAAAGAGACAUUUGAGAGAAAAACGGCGGUCAACGGGGGUUGUUAUUAUGCCCGGUGGUGCCGAUGGAGAUGUGAGUAACUAUUUUAUAAUGUUCUCUAGUUAUGUCUGUUUACCAGUACGUUUUUUCUUUGAGGUCCCCUCGCCCAAGAGAACAGCUAAGAAAAUGAACUUUGCCGAUUUGUUCGCGCGAGUAAUUGCAUUGAGAUUCCGGCGUCACGAACAAUGUACAUUUCUAUAUAAGCUUAACUGUUCACACGAAUUAUACGCGAGAUUGUGCAGUUUUAACUAUUUUCUGUUCUUUACAUCGUCCUCCAUUUUGUGAGAUGUGUUGUUUUUGAAUUUUUGUAAUCUCUACCGGGGAUUAUUGUCGCAAAAGUCAGUUUAGACUAGUAGAAAUUGACCUUUUGUUGUUGAGUGAAUUUCGCCAAAGAUGGAUAAUUUUAUUUGCAAUUCGACAUCGGCAAAUCUAAACAGUAAAUUAAAAUCAAUCCAGCUGUAGUGUUAUUUAAGGAAAAGUGGAAAUUAAUAAGUUUACGACAAUAUAACAGAUGGUGGCAAAUUUCCUCGGUGUUUCUUAUAAUUGCCAUUGUUAUGGGACGAAUAUAAGUGUUAAAUUUUUGUACAUGUUUCCCUAAAUACCUGUCUACCUACAGGGCAAGAUGUUUUCUGUACUUUUAGAGACAUCAUGAUUUAAGUACUCCAAUUAUCGUGAAGUUAGUCGUAGCAUUAGUCGUUUUAACAAAGAAACGAACUUGUAUGAAGUACGGCAUCUCAACACGUGAAGUUCAAACAAAUGUCAGUAAUUAAUCCUGAACAGUUGAGGUAAAUCUUACCUUUCAUGUACAUUGUGUGAGGAUUGUGUUCUUUUGCGAAAUAAGACUUUUCUUCACAACGUAGUUCUGACUAAAAUACAUUCGAUACUUUGAUAUAAGAUGACUCAAACUUGCAUAAAAUUAAACUUUCCAAUGUGCUCCUUUAAUCGAAACACUUAUUCGCCUCUUUGAGCGUAAACAUGUACAUGUAUGUGUUGGACUUUUUUUUUUAGUUAUAUUUUCUUUCGAUAACGUGUUAUGUUUUUUAUUUACGUGCACAUUUGUUCACUCACUCAUCUCUUGAAAUUACGAGAAACUUCUCUUCAACUUCGUCCUCAUUAUAACUCAAUAAGAUUAUAUUGAUCCGAGAAAUGCCUUUAUACAGUACAAUACCGUGAGACGUUCUUUCUGAUUUCUUUAUGCUUUCAAUUACUGAACUGACGUUGGAAACGUAAAUGUUGUUUUGCAUUUAGAGCGAAGAAGACGACCUAACAAAGCAAGUGAAAACCAACACACAACAAAACGAACAAGCGAACGACGACGAAGUUCAAUCUGAGGUAUGCUUAGUGAAAUCCUUUUAGAAAUUCAAUGAUCUGUUGUUUUUAGUGUGUAGAGAAUAAGUCUGGGUGCUGUAUACUGCUAUGUGUGUUUUGGGGUUUUCCACAUAUGCUUUGUUGAUAUAGAAAAAGUUACUUUUGCAAGAUGAAAAUGUUACUUUAAUUUCCUUGUUUUAAUUGUGCAAAAAUAUGGGUACCAAGUAUGUCAAUGCCCAUAGUUAGUGAAAUUCCUAGUGUAUAUCUAAAUUAGGGCAUUUAAACACCCUUGAAAUGUCGCGUUUAUGAGGUCUUCCCAUCAGACAAGUUGUUUUAGACAACAAAGGCUUGUUUUAUCAUAUCUUAAUAUUAUUUAAUUACAAGAAUUGUUUCUCAAUAAAUUAAUAAAAACAUUUGCUCUAAUCUUUUGUGCUUUCCUUCAAGUUGAUGAAAAUAUGAGACAAAGUAUGGCUUAGCAGAAAUUGAAAAGGGAUAUGAAGAAAUGUGAUAGUUUAUUGCAAAUGACAAAACAUAACAAGGUUAUUUGACUGUUUUUACAUGCAUAUAAAUGGCUCUCCAUAAAAAUUAUCACAUUUCUUAAGCUUUAAAAGAAGUCUGCUUAUCAGCUAUCCAGAAAGCUGAAGUUUGGCAGGAGUUUGUAUUUUUUUCCAUUUCAAAACCUUGUUAAAAGUUUAGUUUGAGCAGAUAAUCUGAAGUCUACAAUAGCAACUGUGGAUAUUUGGCAGAAAUGGUAAACAUUACUUUUUUCAUCUGUGAUGUGUUUGGUUGAAGCUUUUUUUUCACACUUUUGAUUGCAUUUCCAUUCGUACAUACAAUUCUGAUUAGUUUUUUUUUUCUCAAUUCUUGACAUUUUUUCCGGAUUUGUCCUUAGAGUGUGCUUGUAUUCCUGUUUUUACAUUUAUUUUGUUCAUUUUUGUUAGUGUUAUUUUGGAUGUCUCUCACAAAAAUGUACAGAUUGUGUUUAUGUUUAUCUUUGUUUUUAUAGCUCAAGGUUUACCCGAUCAGUAACAUUUGCCUUUAUAAUAUUAUUUUCUAAGACAUUGCCUUAUUUAGAAAUUACCUUUAGCAUAGUCGCAGACAAAAAAAAACUACUGGAAAACUGCUUAAAAGGGCAAUGAUAUUUGUAUCAAUGUUAUUUUUUUUGUUUUCUAGUAAAGUCGUUUGAAAGAGAAUUAUUAAUAGUAGGGUAAAUUCAAUUCCCUGUUGUCUGGCUAUUUUUAUAUAUUUGUCAAGCGGAAAAUAGACUCAAGUUGAUGGAUUGAAGGUUUAUUAACCGGAUUGGCUUUGGCAUAAUAACAAAGCUUGGCUUGUGAGAUAUGAUAACAAAACUUUAAAAGGGUCUACUUGAAGCUCAUCUUAGGUUCCCUCCAAUUUUUUUUAACCCAAAAUUUCAUUUGAAUUAUUGCUUAGAGACUCUGUAUCUGACUUUUAGUAUUUUUUGGUAUCAUAAAAUAGGAGAAGUUCUCUUCUUGUAAUCCCUCUCUCCAACGUUUUGGUAGAAUUGUAAUUAUGGAGCAAAGAUUGACAGUAAGAGAAAAGCACAUGAAAAUCACAUGUAGUUAUCCUCCAAGAGUUUUAUCCAGUCUACACUAUUUUGCAAAAACAGAUGAACAAAACUUAGGUAUUUUUAGACAUGGCAAAUGCACUUGUGUGUUUGAUGUUUCUUGUUUGUGUGUCAAGUCAGGUAACGGAAACUUGUGCAGAUAAGCUUUCAAUUUUGCUUGAAAAUACCCAAACCAAAAUGGUACAGUGUACAGAUCGGACAUGGUUAAUACCUCGUAUUUUUAAUCACCGUUGAAAGGAAAGUGUUCCUCUGAGGAACCGUCACAUGCUACAUGUAAAUAGCAAGUUAGUACUAGUCACUUGGAAUUGCUGAAAUCCAAUUUGGAAAAUUAAUUAAUCAUGUGUGAAAUUUGGUGAUAACAGGGCAGGUUAUACCAACUAGAGGUGUUGUAUUAAGUGAGGGCAGAUAAUAUUAAGUUGACUAAAAUUAUUCUCUUUUCCUUCUAUCUUGCAGGAUACUCCAAGAAGUAAAGGGUGUGUUUCAUUUUUUCAUGAUUUUUACUUCUGCAAUUUAUUUACCUUUACAUGCACUUGUUUACUAUAAGCGUAGAUUAGAGAUGUAUACCGUUACCAACUCUUGUCCCCAUGGCUGUGAUCCUUCUGGUCAGGGCCACAGAUCGAGAGCUCUCACCGGCUUUAGGAUAAUGUGCAAGUGCUGUAGUUCCUAUUUUGUAACUAUUGAUAACCAUUAGUGUUUCAAUUUCUGAGGCUGUGCAGAAAGGUGGAAGUCGUAUAGUGCACACUCCCUGCUUAAGCUCCUGUCAGAGCUCUUGGUCAGUGGUGUUGCAGCUCUGGGGAUGAGAAUGACUGUUACUCAAUCAAACUAAGCUACCCACUCAAAGAUCUGUAUAUCUACAUCUGCUUGCCUCGUGGACAUUGCAUUAGAACUGUCAUCCAUCAUUGAUUUCAGCAUAUCAACUUGAGCUGAGAGAGGCAUAACUAGCCAGUUAUUUGAAAUGCUCUGAUUAACAAAUUGGGAGCCACUGUGGUAAAGCUGUAAGUUAGAUCUAAAGAUUUACAGUUAAACUGUGGUUAUUUUCAGGGCUGUCACUAAGGGCCAGAUGCCAGGGGCUGAGGGCUGGGGAAAUCCUUGGCUACUAUGAGCGUAAGCCCCCGCUAUUUCCAUAAGAAAUUAAAGCAAAAUGGAACCAAAAGAACUUCCUAGCUUGACAAUUCCCCUCCCAAAAGUCAACUCCUUUUAUGGCGAACCCCAUGGGGACCUUGAGUUAGUGUCCUUGAUUACGAGAGUCCAUAACUGCAGGAGUUUAUUUCAGUCAAACAUCUGUUAUAUUUUUUUACCUGGAAUUUAACUGCUGUCCGUAUUAUCAGGGUUUUGCGUAACAGCAGGGUGUUAUUGCAUUUACCCGGCAAAUAAUUGAAAUUUUAGUGACAGCCCAGCUGUGUUUAUUAAGACACUGUGCUGUACAUCAUCUUUCCCAUAAAAAUAAUUAUUAGAGAUUAAGUGAACUGUCCUUGAAUUUCUGCUAAAAGUGGGUGUCUAAGGAAUGCUUGGACACCAUUCUGGCUUGAAGCAUGUUCCCUGGUGUAGUGUUGUAACAGUGGCUUUCUGUAAUUGCCGGCUUCUUUAGACGUAUUUUAACUUAUAAGGGCUCUGUAAAUCCAUGCCCUGAUUCGCAGACUUUCCAUUAAUUCUUGCUCUCUAAAAUGAAUUUCAUUUUUUUAGAUCAAACAGAAGAAUAGAGCAGAAAGCAGUAAGUGACCUUUUUUUUGUCUUUGUGAAAAGUUAACCAGACUAUCUGUUUUGUCAGUCAAUACUGAGUAGAUUACUGCGAAACACAGGUCAUCAAAUUAGUGACUUUUGCUCCAUUGUUAGUUGCCAAAUGUUUCUAUAUUUGCCAUGGCAAAGGUAAUCAGUUUAUGAAACCUUGGGUGCUUGCCAUUUACCCAAACCACACGAGUGGAAGUCUUGUGCAUUAACGUAAAGCUAUAAAAUUUGGUGCGCAGGGAGAAUGACCCGCUACAAAAUACAUGUAUAUCCAAAUCAGCUGAACAUGACUUGUCUAAAAGAAUGGGAAAUUGCAUCACCUCAAUUCGCAGUCCAUGUUUUCUGAAGCUUCUCAAACGGAAUGGUGCAAACCAUUUGAUUUUCGAACCUGAAUUUCCAGUUUUCCAAUGUAAAUGGUAUUUUAAGUACCCCUGGUCACUUUGGCACAAAGGGAUGUGCCUAUAGCAGAGUUAUCCUUGCAGUAUUGGUGUUGGUGAGGAGAGUUUCAACUGUAAUAAAUACCGGUAUGUACUUUUGAUAUUUUCAGCAAAAAGAUAGUGAAACUAUUCAGACACAACAACUGCGUGAAAAGAUAGAUGAUUAUGAAACGCAGAUAGAAGACUACAAAUCAGAACUUGAUAAAGUCAACAAGGUAGGGGACACUUUAGUCUAUAUAAUUUUUCAUUCCCCUACAUGUUCAUGAAAAGAAAAUAAAAUGAAUAAAAAUUACAUGUACUUAAUUGAAUUGUCCCUCCUUAUGGGGCUUUUCAUGUACAAUAAAACAAAUUACUUAAAUGGAAGAUAAAAGGGUUGAGUGUCCCAACCAGUGGGGGGUGAUCCGUUGGCUGUUUACAAGUGUGGCCAAGAACAUGAACUUGGGACUACGCAAACAAAUCCAGCCAGUGGUAAGGGUGGGACUUGAACGUGGGGCCCUCCAAUUACAAGUCCAGUGCUUUUACUACUUGGCCACAUGUACUGCCUCCUUACAAAAGAAGUGAGUGAGUUUAUGAAGCUGUCCAUUCGAUGGACCAGAGAUGAAGGAGCUAUGCCAUCACUGAUGACAAGAGUGAGAAAAGAACAAGGCUCUUCCUGUGAUAUCCUUCCUGAUUAAGAAAGUGAGGUAGAGGGCAGGGGACACAUGUGUGUUAUUUAUUUAUACACCUGUACAGCCUGCGAAUACGGCCAUCUCCUCCUGUUCCUUGCCGCUAAGGACAUUUUGCAGUGCUGACCUCCCUCCUGGUGAAAUGUCCUUUGCGGCAAGGAGCCAGGGUAGAGAGCUGCUUUCGCAGGCUACUGACUGUUCACUCUGAAGACUCUGCUCUCCUUCUUUCACUCUUAGGGUCAAAAUGUACCAACUUUUUUGUCUGUUUUAUCUUGUAGGAGCUGGAGCAACUACGCUUAGACAACCAGCGGCUGAAAAUCGAAAACAGCUCUUUAUUACGUGUUAUAUCGGUAAUGAAACCAAAGUAGUCUUCACCAUGGUGUAUUACUCAUUUCUUUGCUGGGCUGCUGUAGAAUUAUUUUUGUUAACUGAUUUAGUGAAAUGGACGGCCCUUCUGCCAGAACUGACUAAUUUGCCACAGUAUCAGGAAGACAAGAUGGAAUUCUGCUUAAGAAAGCACUUUGCUAGACUGUUUUACUGUCAUGUACAGUAAUGACUUGCUGCAGAAGAGGCAUCGAGUUGCUGUUGUGGAUUAUUUUCUGUGGUUUGCACAUAUAUAACUUUAAAAGUUAUAGGAUGGAUUUUUUAUGAAGUAUAUAAUAAUCUUUAGUUUGACUUAUAUGUAGGUAACCUUCUGUAGGGAGAGAAAACACAAUUACUUUAGCUGAAAUCCAAAGAAAUACCAGAGAUAUUCCAUGCUGUGGUCUGUGAGACUUGCACUGUUCUGUUUUCUUGAAUGUAGAUAGAUUAAGUAACAGCUUGUCCUGUUAGGUCAGUAGAUACACUUUAAACCGGACUCUACAAAAGCAGCACCCGUCAGAAGGGUAAGCGUUGUCUUACUGAAAUUCUGACUCAUGAGACUGAAUUUUAUUUCUCGUGAGAUUGUCAAGGCAUGGUAAAUGCUAAAAGAACAUGGCAAAGUAGUGCUUGGUGUUCACACGGUUGUAGUUCUUUGUUGGUGGAAAGAAUUAUAUCAGUGACCCUUUGGUCCACGCACGACUGUUCUUCGUGUUUCAGUUCCGUGCAAUGUUUGAAGUGUUCAUUUUACUGACCAGAAUUCAGAGCAGUCUGUUAUUUCUUCUCAGCUCUUCCUGGUUCUCAGAAAUGUUUUAGACGACAGCUCCUCGCAGCUUCGUAGAGUGUGUGUUUGUACAUGUACGUGUAUGUGUUGUCUACCCCCUGUGCAAGUCUGAAAGUUUAUUCCUACAUUGUAAUUGAAUAAUUCACGGACUAUGAAAAAAUAUAUAUUACUUAAAAUAUUGCCCGCCUUUGUUGAAUUACGGGCAGUUUACUUCGUAGAAAGUGGAGGUUUUUUUAAUGCUGUAGGGUUUCGAAAAUCGAUUUAUCACGGCAUAAAGAGAUUUGAAUUGAGAUGUUGAAUGGCUUGUUUGGGAAAAACAAAAAGAUGCUGGCAUUUGUUUAUAAACAGCUCUCGCUUUGUCACUUUGUAUAAAAUAGAGUCUUUCAUUUGCGUACUCUUUCGUUGCUCUUGUUUCAGUGGGCGCGCAAUGCCAUUAUUGCGUGAGAUGCACAUCUAGGGUCACUUUUACCAAUGUAAUUUACAAGUGUAACUAUUGUUUGAAAAUAAUAACUGCACUUGUAAGAGUUUUUCUGAGUUGACCUCAGGAUAGAUUCUGUUACCAACAACUCGUAGCAUUUCGAAUUUAAAAGUUUUGAGAACUUAGAAAGCGCAAGUGGAAAAAAUCCUUUAGAAAAAGAAUUUUUUUAUUAAAAGUUUUAGACGGAUACUUGUCAAACGUCGUCAUUUGCCGUUGCAGCGAUUUCUUAAUCGUGUGUGGCAGAUUGAUCUCCUUCAAACCACAUCUUUGGUUCCAUUGUCUUUUUAUUUUAUUUUACACUGAAGCAAUCUUUUUUGAGCUCUUCCUUUGUCCUCGUUUCUCUAGUUUCAGUUAUUUUAACAAUGACUCUUUAAUGUUAUAUUUUUGUAUUAUGUUAGUAAAUACAAUUUCAGUGAUUAAACAAAGGAAACUUG
This is a messenger RNA of Porites lobata, 8680 nucleotides long. Lineage: Eukaryota; Metazoa; Cnidaria; Anthozoa; Scleractinia; Poritidae. The record is from the annotation of a GenBank genome assembly.